CUUAGUGGCAUUAGCUACUGGGCUUGGAAAAACAUUCAUCGCUGCCGUUGUAAUGUAUAAUUAUUUUAGGUGGUUUCCAGAAGGUACUGCAUCACUUUUUAGCAUUUUUGUCAUUGCAUGUGAUUAAGUGUUCUUGAUGGUAUUUUUUUCUUUCUGGAAAAUGGCAUAAAGAAAUAAGUUAAAGUGAACUGCUUGGAACUAUAUCAAUAUGCUUAUGGCAAUCCUAUCUAAACACUGCAAAAGCUGAAUAUAGAUAAGAUCUCAUUACUCUCAGUAAGGUCCAACUAAGCUGAAAAUAAUGUUGUCUUGAUAAGGUCUUAAUUUCUUGUAAUGAAUUAUAUACAUAUUUACUGAAGUAGAGUUAUUUAUUGGAGCAAAUAUUCCUUAUUUUGUCAAUAUAGAUGAGCUCUUUAUGCCGGAAGUUAUGGGCAUCACAUACAAAUUCAGAGUUUCUAUUAUUUGCAUUGCUUUGGAUUCAAACCUACAUGUACCUUACACAAUGACUUCAUUAGUUUGCAUGAAUUGUGAAAGGCUUUUUUUUUGAAAUUUAUGUUUUUAUUCUAGCAGUUUCUAUCCAAAAGGAACAACUGUACCAAAAAUAUAGUAUUUACUCUGUAUAUGUGACAUCAUGGCAGGAAAAAUAGUUUUUGCAGCUCCUUCUAAGCCCCUAGUUUUGCAACAGAUUGAAGCAUGCCAUAACAUUGUAGAUAUACCACAGGAGUGUGCGAUUGAUCUUACUGGUCAAACAAGUCCUAUUAGAAGAGCUAGCUUUUGGAAAGAAAAAACUAGUUUUCUUUGUCACUCCACAAGUGCUGGAGAGGGACAUCCUUUCUGGUUAAUUUUACUUUCUGAUUUGUUUUCCUUUUAACAAUAGAUUCAUGAUAGUAUAUAGUUGCAAUUAAGUGAAUCAAAAUUUGUGUUAGUCUUAGAAUACCCUCAAUGGCAGGAAUACUGUAUUAGCGUCUUUUGUUUAUACCGUUCUCUUUAAGAUGGGAUGAUGGAUAAGGAAUGACAUAAGAACCUUCCUAUUGGGAAUUUUUUGCGAGCUUUCCCCCCUUUUCACCUCUUUUUUGUAUUUAUAUUUUGUACACUCUUUCAAGUUUCAAGAAUGUAAGAAUCUCUAAAUUUUGGGGUCUUAUGAUCCGAGAUGGAAGUAUGUUUCAAGGGUCACAAAAACAAAUGGCAUGACACUAUUUGCCUAAUUUGUAACAAAAUCCAUGAAGUCUAUACCUUGAUUCUUUGUUGCUUUCAAAGGUUUUCGUAUGUUUUUCAACAUCUUAUAUGUACUAUUACUCUUUUAGAGAUGCUAUGCUACUUAUGCCUCAAUGUGCGCAUUGUGUUCGUGAUGCACGUGCAUCAAUAGCGCAUCGCGCAUCGAGGCGCUAGAGCCCCUUUGUGCAUCGGUGCGCAUCGUGACUUAAAUAACUAUGGUGGAACAUCAAGGUAAGCUCGGUGUCAUAACAUCGAAUCUCCUAACCUAAAAAAGCACAAAAUUUUCUUCAGCUACUCUAAAUAUAUUUACGGAGUAUUUUUUUACUCGAAUUAUAUUUUAAUUACUCCUAUUCGUGAAAAUUGUUGAUGUUUCAGGUAAUUGCCAUUCGAGUCAAGAGAGGAAAAUUGGAUCUCAAUUAGUUCGGACAUGGUGCAAUUGGUUGAUUUGCUAAGAAUUUCAGAGUAAUUUUGUUCAUUUUCUUUAACCUCUUUUACACUUUGUCUCUGUGAAGUGUUGGAUUUGGUAGGAGUGUUUAUUAUAUUAAUAGUGAUAUUCAGAGUCUUGGCAUGGCGCCCAUCAUCAAGGGUUCAAUUAGCAAAAAAAAAGAGGAUUGUAUUCUAGUCUAAAAUCUAACGUGUAAGGCAAGUAGUUGCUGUAUGAUCAAGGUUCCAGCUCUUGCAACUGUGGGAUUCUUCUAACAUGCUGUUGAUUGACGAGGAGGUAGUAGUAUGUUUUAUUUGGGAUACUACUUUGAUGACCGACCAGCUCUCCGCAGAGGUGAAGUCUUGGACACCACCCCGUCGCACCUGAACCUCCUCGCACUUAGAUUCAUUUUUUGUCGCGCUGUGCUUACUCUAUUUUGCCUUCGUGAAGAAAGUGACCAAUAUUUGCCUGUCUGCAUCCCCGAGCUUCCUGAUUCGUUGUCUCCAGUCUCUGAAUAUGUACAACCAGCCAUCAGACGACUUGCCAAUCAUCUCAACGUUGCCAAUUCUUUUCAUCUUUACUGAUUCAGUUGUUGCCAAGGGUAAUUAGUGGGGCAUAAUUGGUGGAGCUAUGUAGUUGAAGUGAAAAUACUAACUACUUGCUCAGUACAAUGCAGAAAAUUUAUGUGGUCAUGAAAAACGUAGUCUCUUCAGUGGAUGUGCAGAAGUUUGGUUUUUUUUUUUUGUUUCUUCACCAUUUCUACAUUAGGCUUGCCGGAUAGCUUUCGCGCAGGAAAUCAUGGUUUAUUUUGCUUCCAGUUGUAAUAUCUUCUGUCCAGGUAAGUUAGUAGUGGUCUAGCGGUGUGUUAGCUGGAUGUGAUUGUAUGUUUUCAGUUCGCAGGAAAUUAGUCAUGAAUUGUUCAUACUUUCUGUACUAUAUUAUAUGAGGCAACUUGAACAUUUUUAUCUUUCCUCCCUUUUAUCUUUGGCGAAAAUAGUGUGGCCUUAAUUGCAGUAACUAUGUAAUAUAAUGACAGAUUUGAG
This is a messenger RNA of Cuscuta campestris, 2679 nucleotides long. Lineage: Eukaryota; Viridiplantae; Streptophyta; Magnoliopsida; Solanales; Convolvulaceae. The record is from the annotation of a GenBank genome assembly.